This is a messenger RNA of Fundulus heteroclitus (mummichog), 1805 nucleotides long. Its product is annotated as zinc finger protein OZF-like. The transcript has a single exon. Gene Ontology annotation, molecular function: DNA-binding transcription factor activity, RNA polymerase II-specific; RNA polymerase II cis-regulatory region sequence-specific DNA binding. NCBI's taxonomy places the organism in Eukaryota, Metazoa, Chordata, Actinopteri, Cyprinodontiformes, Fundulidae. The coding region runs from base 43 to 1296 and encodes 417 amino acids. Gene Ontology annotation, biological process: regulation of transcription by RNA polymerase II. The record is from RefSeq and is a predicted model, not a curated record.
CCACUGGAUUUAAAAGAUGACACAAAUGAACCAGAAGUGAAAAUGAACCAACUUCUCAAUGCAGACUCCCCUGAAGGUGAGAAGCAGCAUCAGCAGGAUAAUAAUCAAGAAGAGUCAGGAUCAAACACAGAUGAAGAACUAAAGCGUAAAAAGAGACGAGAGAAAACCAAAGAUCACAGUGAUGGUUCAAAACUAAAAAGACAUAAGACCAAUAAACCUUGUGAAGUAUGUGGUAAAUGUUUCACUAAAUGUAGAUGUUUGACUAAUUACAUGAGAGGAAAUACAGGAGAGAAAUCUUUCCUGUGUGUGCUUUGUGGAAAAGGUUUCCCCUGGCAAAGUCAGUUAAAGGUCCACAUGAGAGCCCACACAGGGGAGAAACCUUUCUCCUGUCCAACUUGUGCAAAAGGGUUUGCCAGUAAAAGUACCCUGAAUAUUCACAUAAGAACUCAUACGGGCGAGAAGCCAUAUGCUUGUGGAAUGUGUCAUAAAUCUUUUAGCUGUAAUAGUAGUUUAGCUAUUCACACAAGAGCCCACACAAGGGAGAAGCCUUUCUCCUGUCAAACUUGUGCAAAAGGUUUUGCCUGUAAAAGUGACCUGAGUAUGCACAUGAGAACUCAUACAGGCGAGAAGCCGUACGCUUGUGAAAUGUGUCAUAAAUCCUUCAGCAAAGGUAGUUGUUUAGCUCGUCACAUGAGAACGCAUACAGGCGAGAAGCCUGUCUCCUGUCCAACUUGUGCAAAAGGGUUUGCCAGUAAAAGUAACCUGAAUAUACACAUAAGAAUUCAUACGGGCGAAAAGCCAUAUGCUUGUGGAAUGUGUCAUAAAUCUUUUAGCUGUAAUAGUAGUUUAGCUAUUCACACGAGAACGCACACAGGGGAGAAGCCUUUUUCUUGCCCAACUUGUGCUAAAGGAUUUUCUCAGAGUAAACACCUGAGUCGGCACAUAAGAACUCAUACAGGCGAGAAGCCUUACCAUUGUCAAGUGUGCAAUAAGUCCUUUACUUCCACUGGUAAUAGGAUUAUACAUAUGAGAACUCACACAGGGGAGAAGCCUUUUCAUUGUAAAGUGUGUGAUAAAUAUUUUACGUCCUCUAGUAGUAGGAUUUAUCAUAUGAGAACUCACACAGGAGGGAAGCUUUAUCCUUGUAAAGUGUGUGAUAAAUCUUUUACGUCCUCUAGUAGUAGGAUUUAUCAUAUUAGAACUCACACAGGGGAGAAGCCUUAUCAUUGUAAAGUGUGCGAUAAAUCUUUUAGGUCCUCUAGUAGUAGGUUUAAACAUAUGAGAACUCACAGGUGAGAAGCUGUAUGCUUCUAAAGCGUGUGCUAAGUCUUUCAGAAACAGUUGUCAUCUGGCUGAUCACAUGCUAACCUACAGGUGAGAAGCAUUUCCUGUGUCUCAUGUGCAGAAAAUGUUUCUUCAAGCAAAGCAAUCCAAGUGUCCACAUGAGAAUCCAUGGUGGUGAGAGGACUCACCCUUCAGAUACAUAUUAAAAUCAGUGACUGUUGUAAAUUAGCUAAACACAACAUACAGGUUUGUUUAAUCACAUUAGAUCACAAGUUCCAACUUCUGCUUUUUCGUGGACAGAUGGAGCCAUCUACUGAACAACUAUAAAGGACUUGAUGAUCUUCCUUGGUGUGUUAUUAAAUCAGUAGAAUUACUUUUAGAUUAUUAGAGCUAGGUUUCAGGAGAUUAUAUUUUUGUCAUUCAUCUGUUGUUCAUUUGAAUAAAUGAUUGAGCUCAUGUGACACUAAAAUAUGAAAUUAUUUACUUAUCCUUCAUAAAAAUUAAACUUUUUUACUAUCAAA